Molecule: messenger RNA, 1803 nt
Organism: Chlorocebus sabaeus (green monkey)
Lineage: Eukaryota; Metazoa; Chordata; Mammalia; Primates; Cercopithecidae
Gene: KRR1
Product: KRR1 small subunit processome component homolog
Cellular component (GO): small-subunit processome; nucleolus
Molecular function (GO): RNA binding
Source: RefSeq, a predicted model, not a curated record
GGCUUUAACGCACGUACGCACGGAAAACUGCGCUGAUCUCCUCGUCUGAGUUCCGCGGAACUCAUUUUGAGUGUAGGCGUUUUAGCCGGUAGGAUUUAGAACAGUUUCAUUUCCGGCGUCACCGGAAGCAGCUUGAAAAUGGCGUCUCCCUCGUUAGAGCGGCGAGAAAAAGGGGCUGGAAAAAGUGAAUUUCGUAACCAGAAGCCAAAGCUGGAGAACCAAGAUGAAUCAGAACUCCUUACUGUUCCCGAUGGCUGGAAGGAACCAGCUUUUUCCAAAGAGGACAAUCCCAGAGGACUUUUGGAGAAGAGCAGUUUCUCAACUUUGUUCCCAAAAUACAGAGAAGCUUACUUGAAAGAGUGUUGGCCAUUGGUGCAGAAAGCCUUGAAUGAACAUCAUGUUAAUGCAACCCUGGACCUGAUCGAAGGCAGCAUGACUGUCUGUACUACAAAGAAGACUUUUGAUCCAUAUAUCAUCAUUAGGGCAAGAGAUCUGAUAAAACUGUUAGCAAGGAGUGUUUCAUUUGAACAGGCAGUACGAAUUCUUCAGGAUGAUGUUGCAUGUGACAUCAUUAAAAUAGGUUCUUUAGUAAGGAAUAAAGAGAGAUUUGUAAAACGAAGACAACGGCUUAUUGGUCCCAAAGGAUCUACAUUGAAGGCAUUGGAACUCUUAACUAACUGUUACAUUAUGGUUCAGGGAAACACAGUUUCAGCCAUUGGACCUUUUAGUGGCUUAAAAGAGGUUAGAAAAGUAGUCCUAGAUACUAUGAAGAAUAUUCAUCCAAUUUAUAACAUUAAAAGCUUAAUGAUUAAGAGAGAGCUGGCAAAAGAUUCUGAAUUACGAUCACAAAGUUGGGAGAGAUUUUUGCCGCAGUUCAAACAUAAAAAUGUGAAUAAACGCAAGGAACCAAAGAAAAAAACUGUUAAGAAAGAAUAUACGCCAUUCCCACCACCACAGCCAGAAAGUCAGAUUGAUAAAGAAUUGGCUAGUGGUGAAUACUUCUUGAAAGCAAAUCAGAAGAAGCGGCAGAAAAUGGAAGCAAUAAAGGCUAAACAAGCAGAAGCCAUCAGUAAGAAACAAGAGGAAAGAAACAAAGCAUUUAUUCCACCUAAAGAAAAACCAAUUGUGAAACCUAAGCAAGCUUCUACUGAAACUAAAAUUGAUGUGGCCAGCAUCAAGGAAAAGGUUAAGAAAGCAAAGAAUAAGAAACUGGGAGCUCUUACAGCUGAAGAAAUUGCGCUGAAGAUGGAGGCAGAUGAAAAGAAAAAGAAGAAAAAAAAGUAAAAUAUACCCCAAACUCCUUGACUAGAACUAUCUCCUUUUGUAAAGGAUUUUGAGAUACCAGGCGUUAGUUGCCUCAUUUGUGAGAAAUUUUCUGAGGGUUUUGUUUUGGUGGUGGUUGUUCAUAGAAGAGUGUUCUUUAUAAAUUAUUAUAUUUUUGUGUGUUUUGAAAAUUUUGUACUAGAAAGUGGUAUAUAUGUCUUUGUAUACAUUACGACCAUUGUGAUUAUCCAUUAAAUCCAGUGUCUGAUGCCAUUGGUUAGUCUUCAAAUAUAAUGAUGUCCCAGCAUUUGAUGCUCCCUUUAAUGAUAACAAAUAUUUAGGUUUAUCCCUUUUGAAAAUUUGGUUUUACUUUUAACAGUCCACAUGAACAGAAAAUUAAGGCCUCUAAAAUCAGAUCCCCUAGUUAUUCCUCUGUUCUGAAUCUGGGGAAGUGGUAAACCAGAAAGACAUCACGUUGCAAGAGAACAGGGAAAACCAGAUAUUUAGAGUCGAAGCAGCAUGCAAAACUGGAGUUACUAA